AUGUCGCAGGAACUGCAUUCGCAAAGCAAGCAACAAGGUGCUGAUAUGGCGGCGUUUAUGUGCGCGCCGACCGAUGAGCUUUCAGAGGACAACAACAAGCAGACGAAGACCUCUGCAUUACAUGCUGAGGAGUUUGUCGUAGAUAGUACCUCAAGAACUGCGUCACCCUCAGCGACGACCGAAGAUAUUCCAUCACAGGGGAUGAAAAUGAAUGACCUUGACCAGCGACAAGAGACAGCUAUGGCAAGUACAUCACGGCACAGUAAACGACAAUCGACUCUGCGCACUUCUGCAUACGGUUGGGCUGAGCGGAGAAAGGCAGCUGAGCGGAAAAACACGGAGAUGCGCCUCUCCGCGACGCCUAACAUGAAUGCUGACCCGCCUGUAAGUAGAACCAGUAACCCAUCCAACAUCAACACCAUGAACAAUAACAACGACAAUUUUGUUCAGAGAGGUUCUGGAGGUAGUACAAGAGUCGCAGAGGGCAAGGAUAUUCUUCGAAAACGUCGAAGUACCCAUCGAGUCACAGUGUCUGACAAUGUGGAAACUAAAUUGGUGCUGCUGGAGAGUGCUGUAGCAGACUUAUCAUCAGCAGACGAGAAGGAGAGGAGGACAACGUACUUUAGUCCAUUUAUUAUAGGUUUCUUUGCUUCAUCACAAGAACACCUCAGUCAAGUUGAAUCACAAUCAGUUGUUGGAUUGUCAGGGAUGAAGGUAAAAGAAUCUAAAACUUAAUACUAACUUGCCUUAACAUCAUUCAUUCAGCAGACUAAUCAAACCCAACAUUUUCUUCUAGGGAACUGACGACACCUGAUGCGCCCGAUCGGGAAUUUACAGUGCAACAGCUGAAAUCUCUUCGCGGGGCUCUGCAGGAAUUGUUGGAGUUGCGGCAGCACCCUGAACUACCGUGGUGGCGCGAGAGUCGGCCUUCGUUCAGCGAGGAAAAUCUCAGCUACACGGAUCUCGCUGAGCGAUUGUCAAGCUAUCUGGCAGAAGUGCCGGAAGAUGUUAAGGUGAACAGAGUGUGCUUGCUUAGUCUUAGACUUAGAAGUUCAGCGAAGAAGUAUAACUCCUACAAGAACGAUAUCCACCUACUAUUUUUUAGGUUGUCGUUAUCAUGAUAACAUUAUGCAGAAGACUAGACUCCUGCAUCGUGAAUAAAAAAUUCGCACAGGAGGGUGAGCUCCACCAAAAAGAACAUCAUCAUCUAAUACAUCCCAAUCCCCAUCCGACUUUGCAAUAGCCGAGGAGAAGAUAACGUUCCUGUUGACGACGGAGGAGCUCCAGCUCGUAGUGCGUGCACUCGCAGAACUGAAUCAAAUUACAACGGCGAUUUUGCGGUCGUCUACCGUACGCAAUACGUCCAUGGCUCGGAACACAGCUGGUACUGCUUCUAGUGAUGUUGGUCGAAUAACCACGACAGUUGUUGACCAUACAACUACUAGGGCGUCGCUUCAUCCGUCGACGUCUUCUUCAUCCAGCGGGGUGAACUCAACACCUAUUGCGAAAGCAGCGAGUACUUCUAGAGCAUCUUCAGCCUUCCCCCGGGUGUCGGCAGGAGCUGAAGGUCCUGCUUCCAGGUUAUCAGCGUCGUUUCUUUCCAAAGCUGCAGCUGCACGCAAAUCAACAGAGGUUGUCGCAGAUCUGUUGGGUGUAGUUAACGAUGUGCUUGAUCGUCCAAGACCAAGUGGCCCACGCGAGAAGAGCCAACGAGGAUCCUCUCGACCGAGUGCUGGGAACGCUCGAUCAAGCGGAAAGGACCAAGCACACUAUGAUUAUAAGGGUAGGUUCAAGGUGCUACUUUUGUCAUUGUCACCGCUUGUUAUGGCUUUCCUAAGGGGGACAGCUAUAACAAGCGGGAUAAACGAACACCAAAUACCUACCUCUAAUAUGAGCAACAUGAAACUGAAAGUGGACGAACAUCAACUACAUCUACAACGACAUCAAAGAUCAAAGUAUCCCGCGGCCCACCUCCUCCACCACCGCCGUUUCCACCCUCUUUUGCAGAGGUAUCGGAUGAACCUGACGUAGCUCCGACAUCUUCCCCGCCAGUCGUUCUCAUGUUUCCGGAGCCCAGCGAUGAAGCAGAAGUAGCGACCGGCAUAGAGAUCAUGAAGGAGCAGACGAAAAAAACUUCAUCUAAAGGACGUAGAAAUAAACACACGACCACGCGGUCAUCCUCUAAGAAGGUGAAAGAAGAGAAAAAGGCUACUACAGUGGUGCCGCCAUUAGAUCUGGACCGACUGAAUAAUGAUGAACGGAGGUGGCCAUUGAGGCGGAACAGCAGGAACCCCACAUCAACGCUGCAUAAAAAAGAAAACAGCGAUGUAGACUUUCUUUUUCAACAAAGCAGCGGCCCUGGCGCUCCUCAGUCCUCGAAAUCAUCAGUGGAAACGACAAGUUCUAGCAUGGAUUCGUCGUCUGGAGGUAAAAAUUCAUCUAGAACUGCUAGAGAUGAUGAACAAGAGCAUCAUGAAAGCGGAACAGCGGAUGCAACAGCGACCUUCUUGUAUGGGGAUAACAUAGGAGCAGAUGGCCGUGAAGACGGCAGCGGAGCGGUCAUGCUUAAUCGCGUUCCGCUGUUUGUGGAGGAUCCACGACGUGAAGGACGAAUGCGCCUGAACCCAUAUGCAGCAACAGGCGCAGAGCUACGACAUAGAAAGAAAAAUUUCAGGCCCCAACCGAGACAAAUGAGAAGUACUACAAUUACAAGAACUAGUACAGAAGUCUUCGUUUUUGGUCCUGGAAGUACUACAACAACUUCGUCGUCGAGCUCAGGUGCGGCAGAAGAUAUGACGAACUCAAAGCGAAAGACCACUUCUGUACUGGAAGGAGCACCUUUUUCCUUCCAGACCAGGAGGUCUGCGGUUUUGGGCCAGGAUAUCCCGGUUCUUGUUCCGGCGACCACUUCUGCUCAUACGAUUCAGCAGCAAGUGGAAGAACGCAUUUCAUCUUCUACUACUAAGAGGAGGAACAUGAUGACCACGACACGAGUAGGAGUGGAGGACCAUAUUGCAGAUAUCAUGUCACUAUCGUCUCAGUUGAACAAGAAGACGCGCACCGAGCGGAUGAAAGCCCCAAGUGUAGUUAAGGCAACAGCUGGAGCAUCCCCAGCACCCCUCCUGGCCCCUUUUUCAAGGGAGAAAAGGGCACCACCGGGAUGGGCUCAGGGAUGCGACGCGGUAGCUCUAAUGUAGGCAGUCAAGUGUAUUCGCCAACACGGUACAAGAACUUCUAUCUGCACACCAGGGACUCUCCUCAGAAGACUGACGCACUCGCACCUCCACCGCGGCGGAAGUUCGGGUCGCGAGGACCGUUUCUUGGGUAGAGAUCCGACAAGCAAUAUAAAAACCCACGAUCCAGGAUCAUCUACAGAUCAUAAUGACAUGAACAGAUUCGAAGAAUAUCUGAACGGACGCAUCUAGAACUACCUUUACGUACAGCAUUCAAUAUAAUAUUUUAGAAAAAUCUCAAGCUUCGCAUUCACUUUCAGAUACACAUGUUGCACAUUUCAAAAAUAUCUUCUAUUUGUUCGUAGUGUACUUUCAUGCUCAACAAACAUAAAGUCAUAGACGACUGCCUACGAUCUCCAUCGCACGUUUUGAAUCAUGAAUAGCUUGACGGUUUUAUCUCAACACUACAACUUACUACAUCAUCCACAUCAUACUCAUACUCAUAGUCGUUGCCACGAAUGAUAGUCGUUGUCAUACAUGAGAUCUACUUUAGAAGUUUCCCAAAAAUUAUUCUACAUCGUUUCAAGAUGGCGCAUUAGCAAACUGAUCUUCGAGAAAGAAACCAUUCACAUCCACAUCUCCUACAUUCGUCUAUUACUAACUCAGCAUAUCCUUCAUGUUCAUGGCAUGAUCGGCGUAUUUUUCCCAAU
Messenger RNA from Amoebophrya sp. A25, 3883 nucleotides. Lineage: Eukaryota; Dinophyceae; Syndiniales; Amoebophryaceae. The record is from the annotation of a GenBank genome assembly.